CCCCGGAAGGCGGUCUGGGGUUGCGGUGGGUCGGCCGCUUGUUUAGCCUCCCGUGGAGGGGGCGGAGUCUCCCGGCCCCGGCAGACGGCGGUUCCCGUCCGCAGCAGCGCGCGGGGCCGGGGCGCGAGGGCCCGUUUCUCUUCAGCCAGGGUUCGCCCCGACGCUCCGCGGACCGAGCGCCCCGCCAUCAGGAGCCGGUGACCGUGCCCUGUUUGAUGGUCAUUCUCCUCCAGAACAGGGAUGGAGGAAAUAUCGGCUCAGGAAGCAGCAGGACCUCCAGGGGUCCAGUUUCAGCCUUUGGAGACCCACUCUGAGGGUCUGUCUCCAGAGCCUCAGUUCGUGCAGGACACCGACAUGGAACAGGGACUCACUGGGGCUCCACCUGUUCCCCAGGUGCCUGCUCUUCCCCACGAGGGAAGCCCAGGAGACCAGGCAGCUGCGCUCCUGACAGCCAGGUACCAGGAGUUUGUGACAUUCGAGGAUGUGGCUGUGCACCUUACUCGAGAGGAAUGGGGAUGCCUGGACCCUGUUCAGAGGGCUCUCUACAGAGAAGUGAUGUUAGAGAAUUAUGGGAACCUGGUCUCACUGGGCAUACUUCUCCGCCUUCCCACCACCCGGAUUCAUAGUGUGAAUUCCUGCCCGGCCCUGAGUCAUACCCAGGCAAGUGCUUUCUCUGGAGAAACACUUGCAGUCCUUUCAGCAGGAAUCUCCAAGAGAUGGCCCAGGUAUCGGCUUCCCAUCGAUAGUGCUCAGCCCUGCUCGGAAGCUCCUUUUCCACGAUUAUGAGAUAUUACACUUGAUUGAUGGAGUAGAUGCUUCUCAGGAUACCACCACUAUGUAAAAUUGCAGCUCCUCAGAUGACCUUUGAUAAAUUUCAAAGGGCCAAAGAAGCCCUCCGUUGCAACCACAAUUUUGAACCCUGAAUUCUGAGUUCAGUCAGAAGCCAUGGUUGGUGGUCCUCGACUUGUGUUCUCAGAAACCACAAAGUUCGACUCCAGCUCUUCGGUUAUGAUCUUUUCAUGUUAACUUAGACUGUGAAACAUAUACUGUGUGCCCCUCCUUUUCUGUAUUGAACUCGACCUGCCCCUUCUGUUGCCUAGAUCUCCUGAGACCCCUGGGCCUUUCUCAUAUUUAAUCGUUUAGUCUUUUGCUUCCUUUAAAUCCCCGUGGCCCCCUCCAGGGUCCUGCCUUCAUCCCCUUUAUUCUUUGUGGUGCUGUACAGAUUGAUGCAUUUAUAUGACCUUUCCUGAUCAAGUGUUCCUUAGCUUUUCCUUGAUGGAGGGGAAAUGGGAGGGCAAAAGCGUUCAAUUUCUUUAUUUCAAGCUAUCAAAUUGAAUGUAUAUUCAACAACUUGUAAAUUGUAAAGUGAUAUGUAAUUGUAAACUACUGUUAAUUUUAUCUGAUAAUUACAUAAUUUCCAACA
This is a messenger RNA of Hippopotamus amphibius kiboko, 1423 nucleotides long. RefSeq names its product zinc finger protein 205-like. Gene Ontology annotation, biological process: regulation of DNA-templated transcription. The transcript has 5 exons. The coding region runs from base 241 to 786 and encodes 181 amino acids. The record is from RefSeq and is a predicted model, not a curated record. NCBI's taxonomy places the organism in Eukaryota, Metazoa, Chordata, Mammalia, Artiodactyla, Hippopotamidae.